AUGUUAUCAACCAUAACCCAUCCAUCGCGGCGUGCGCAAAAGCAGGAGGAGGCCCUGGAACUACUGGGCGAGAUGCGGGAGGCAGGGCUUACCCCCGAUGCCGUUAGUUUCACCUCGGCGAUGGGCGCUUGUUUGAAAAGGGGACGGUGGACCGAAAGAGUAUUUCUGCUGGAGAAAAUGCGCGCGUUGGGAGUUGUCCCGGGCGUCAUCACCUACCAUGCCUUGAUGGUCGCGUGCGCAAAAUGCACCCAAGUUUGGUCGUGGUUACGUGACGUUGCGUAUGCGGAAACCAUUGCUCUUGAUGCCGCAAACACAAUGGGUACAUGCUACUCCCGAGGAGUUUCUCUUGAAAAGUAA
This is a messenger RNA of Ectocarpus siliculosus, 357 nucleotides long. The record is from the annotation of a GenBank genome assembly. NCBI's taxonomy places the organism in Eukaryota, Phaeophyceae, Ectocarpales, Ectocarpaceae.